UCGAUGCUGUCAGUUCACCGGCCUGCCGACGUGGCGGGGCGGAAGAGGAGCCGCUGGCACCAAACACACGGAUCACCAUGUCCCUGGCUGCUCCCUCCAAUGCAGACCCCAGCAUCCCAUCCACUCAACUCACCCAUCCUGACCCCACUUCCCCACAAGAUGUCCUGCCAGACUCCCUUUCAGACAGUCCUGACCUGCAACAGUCCACUGACGACACGGCCACAGAGGACACGGCCACAAAGGAGACCAUCACCACAACUGAUGCACCUGACGAACUGGAGCCCAUCGCUGAAGGUCACAUGGCUGAAUGUGACCAACCGGUGAAUCUGGAGCCAGAACCAGAAGCUGCAGAAGAAGAUGCAGAGAAGUCAAUCCAGGAGAAAGAUAAAGGCUGGGGAGGCUGGAGCUCCUGGGGAAAGUCUAUUCUGAGCAGUGCCACCUCCACAGUGGGUCACAGUCUGAGCUCAGUUAAGGUGAAAGCGGGGGAGGCUCUGCGACUCCACAGAACCUCAGUGGGAGAGGAAGCACGGGAAGAUGAAGAGGGAGCAGAGAAGAAGGAUGGAGGAGGAGAAAGUGGAGAGACUUCCCCCUCCAGCUCUGUGGAGUCUUCUACAGGCUCCUCAGCUUCGAGCAGGGGCGUCUUUUCCACGAUCACUCAUGCUGUGCAGAACACUGGAAAGUCCGUUAUCAGUGGAGGUCUGGAUGCCUUGGAGUUUAUUGGAAAAAAGACCAUGACUGUUCUUGCUGAGAGUGACCCGGGUUUCAAAAAAACCAAGACCCUGAUGCAAAAAACAGCGUCACUGAGUCAGAUGUUGAAGGAAGCCAAAGAGAAGGAGCGGGCACGUCUGAGCAACCAGCCAAUCAGCGCUCCCACAGCUCACUACGGUAUUCUGUUUGACGACUACCAGGGCUUGUCGCACCUCGAGGCCCUGGAGAUCCUGUCCAAUGAGAGUGAGGCCAAAGUCCAGGCGUUCCUCUCGACUCUGGCUGAAACAGAGCAGGAGGAGGUCAAGAAGGAGCUGAUUUUCAUAAAGGACAUCUUCAUCAGGCGGGAGGAGGAGGAGGGAGAGGAGGAGAGAGAAGGAGAAGGAGAAGGAGAACAGGCGAAGGAUAAUGGUGAUCUAAGUUCCCAAUUACACUGUUCUACCCCCUUAUCUUCUGACGGUGCGGAGUUUGUAAGUGUUCUCACUGAGCUACUGUUUGAGCUUCAUGUUGCUGCCACGCCUGACAAACUCAACAAGGCUCGGAUGAGAGCCCAUGAUUGGGUGUGCGAGGUGGAACAGCCUGUCACUACGGAGACAGUUGGCAGGGAAACGCAGGACCCGCCAGGAGGAGAGGCCUCGUGUGGAGAUGAUGAAGAGAAAGACGGACAGGAGGAGCAGGUGGAGGAGAAGAGCGAGGAGGCAAAACAAGUAGAGGAGGAAAAGAAGGAGAAAGAGAACGACCCCAGAUCUGUUGAGUCUGUCUACAUGUCAUCCAUUGGCAGUCUGGCUGAAGUGACUGCUCGCAGUAUCGAGCAGCUCCACAAGGUGGCAGAGCUCAUUCUCCACGGCCAAGACCAAGAGAAGCCAGCCAGGGACCAGGCACACGUCCUCACCAGGUUAACAUGUGCCAUGUGUAAGGAGGUGGACUGUUUGGCCAGGAAAUUCUCUGAUACACUGCUUCUUGUUGGGAGCCAGAAGAAAGCAGAGGAGUUGAACCCACUGGUAGAUAGUGUGCUGCUAGAGGGCUCCAACAGUACAAACUACAUCCAGAAUGCAUUCCAGCUGCUGCUGCCCGUCCUGCAGAUCUCCCACAUUCAGAGUCAGCACUGCCACACCACAACAGAACCACAAACACAGACACAACACUAACACAUACAUACAUUGUUGUGUUUCCAUUCCAUUAAUUCCAGAGAGAGUUUACCUAAUCUUAAUCAUAACUACAAGGUGCCUAAACCUAAUCUUUGCCUAACUUUACUCCUCAAAUGUAAUGGUUUACGUGAAUUCUAUCCCAAAAGGGGAGUCCCCCCCAAGUAAUUGUAAACGGAUCGCCUUAAUGUAAGAAAUGCACACACACACACACACACACACACACACACACACACACACACACACACACACACACACACACACACCUGCUUGUCUUGAUGUAUCUAUUAUUGUACAGUAAAGUAAGAGAAAGCAAUUAUGUCAAACUAAGUGCUUAUAUCUAUCUAUAGAAAAGUGCCAUAGCUGCAAACAAGAUAUACUCUUUUAUUUAAAUAGAAUAUAUCAAAACAGACUCAUUUUGCUUGACAGUGAUAUUACUGUCUCCAAAAUCUGAACCAAAACUUACUGAUUGUGUUGAAGGGCUGCUUCAUUAAUGUAUCUUAAGUUGUCUUUGCACUCCUUAUGGACUGAAAGAAAGACUUGGCACCAGGAAACACUAGUGAAAUGUAUGUUGUGCUGAAUUCUGCUGUUUUAAUCUUGAUUAGAUGAAAUGCCAGUAUUAGUAAUUAUACAAAAUGAUUUUUUUUUUUUUUUUUUUUUUUUUAAACUAUAUGAAGAAACACUACCUUAUAUUUUGCCUCUGUACAUUUUGAUUUGAGAGAAAAAGCUUUAAAUUUUGUUGCUCUCUGACUGGGCUUAUGUAAAGCGGAGAUGUGGUUCACUAAUAUAUUGUUGCUGCUACACAUAAAAACAUUUGUGGGAUGUGGGACUCUUGUUUGAAGAUCCUGAAGAGGACAGUAUCUGGAAGUGUAGGGAUUUUUCAUCUGGUCUUAAUGAAUACUGACUCUGAACUCAUUUGCUAGGAUCUAGAUUUAAACCCCCCCCCCCCCCCCCCCCCCCCAAGGUUGAUGUCUCAGUUAUUUUCCACAUUCUCAUUUUUCAUGUCUUCUUGGACUUUUUUUGAGCACCUGUGGAUUUCAGACUGUCCUCCGAUGCUCACAGUGCCACUUCAUUUUAACUAUCCCUUAUUAAAUUGGCUCUUAGCCUCUAGGCUUAUAUUUAUAUCUUGGAAAGAUACUCUCUUCCCCUUCUUUACUUCUUCUUCUGCUUCUUCUCCUUUACACUGGCAUAGGCAGGAAAGCUAUUAAGCAAAUAAAAUAUUAGUCAAGCCUGUCAUAAUGUUUUGCCUCCCCUCAGCCAGAUGGGAUGAGGCCGUUCAUCAACCAUGCUUCUGCCUUGGAAUAUAAAAUGAUUUAUAAUGUGGGCUGGAAAUGUUUUGCAGCCAUUUCAUUCAUUUAACUUUGGAUAUGUUAAUAAUGCAUUCAGACCGUCCUCUAGUACAAUGCCCCAAGACUGAGUUAUUAAAAAUAAACAAGCUUAACCAUC
Messenger RNA from Sphaeramia orbicularis (orbiculate cardinalfish), 3296 nucleotides. It is a transcript of the gene fam114a1, whose product is annotated as family with sequence similarity 114 member A1. The record is from RefSeq and is a predicted model, not a curated record. Bases 78 to 1853 code for a protein of 591 amino acids. The transcript has 13 exons. NCBI's taxonomy places the organism in Eukaryota, Metazoa, Chordata, Actinopteri, Kurtiformes, Apogonidae.